Messenger RNA from Saccostrea cuccullata (small rock oyster), 1981 nucleotides. RefSeq lists its product as uncharacterized. Lineage: Eukaryota; Metazoa; Mollusca; Bivalvia; Ostreida; Ostreidae. Bases 111 to 1565 code for a protein of 484 amino acids. The transcript has 3 exons. Gene Ontology annotation, molecular function: protein binding. The record is from RefSeq and is a predicted model, not a curated record.
GAUUCAAGUUAUUUGUCCUGAGAGGUGAAUUAUCAGCUUGUUGAACAACAAGUGUUAACUUAAUAAGAAAGGUUUACAUUUGCUUAGUAUUCGUUUUUCGUUUCAUUACAAUGAGGAAAGCGGUCGUAGGUUAUUCAAUUACCGUUAUUUUAUUGAUGUAUAUGGAUUUUCAAAAAUGUGAUGGUACAAUUCUGAAGAAUAAAUCAAAAAUUUCAUGGAACGAUAUUAUAAAGCCAAAUUACAAUACCGGGAAAAUAUCACCCUGGAAUUCAAAUGAAAGCAUCCAGAAACAACAUUCAAACCAAAACUCAGCUGCGUCGAAUGGAGGUGUAGUGCAGCAGAUGGGCAAGAAAACCUCGAAACUUCAGAAUAACAAUAAAAGUCAGCAAGAACAGGAUAUUAUGGUUCCAUCAAAAUCAAUGAAAGAGCAAAACAAAAUUCAUGUACAACUAGAAAAACCACCACAGGACAAUAUUUUUACUUCGUUUCUGAAGACAUUUUUUCCUUGGAAUUUCGAUGCAUAUUACAGUGACCACACUACAAUGAAACCAACACACGAAUAUCAAUAUACAGAUCAUGAUCUAUACUAUUAUUACAACCCUGAUUUCUAUUUAGCCACGGUGAAUCCAACGCCAUUUUACGAUUAUUCUACCAAAAAGAAACUGGACAUUUCAAGUUUUAACGAAGAACUAGAAUACGAAGGAGAAGAAAUGACUACUGUUUCUGGAGCAACCAGAUCUUCGGCGGGAGGCAAAGAGAUAGAGGCAGAAGACAUUACAACAGUCGCUACUGUAACUUCAACAGACAAACCAGCGGAAAACGAAACAGAGGCUGAAGAUAUUACUACACCAAAAUCUAGAGCAUCGGCUGUAAAUAAUAAAGUAGCAUCAACAACAGAAAAAUCUGCCACUGAAGGCGUAGAACUUGAGGAUCGGACAACACCUUCUUCAGCAGGAAAGACUAAACAAAAAAUAACAGCCGCGCCCAGGAAACAACUCAGUGUAUUUAAGACUAAUUCAAAUGGAGGUGUUAAGGUUAUGUUAAACAGACCGAGUAAGAGGUUUCCUCCAAAAUAUCGCUUCCCUAAAUAUAAGCAACGUUACCAAGUUCCUGUGCUAAAAGAAAUAAAUUCUGGUCCUAAAUUCAUGACUAGAAUACCGAAAAAAAUUGGACCGAUUUAUAGCAAUGUACAGAAUCAAUUAAAGGCCAAUAAGAUCAAAUAUAAAAUAGUCCAUAAAUCCACGAGAGUAAGUCCAGUUAUAAAGUCUUUUGUAGUAAAUCAUGCAGUGCCAAAACAGCGUUCUCACAUACAACGAUUACCAAACAGAAAAAUCUCAGUAGUCCAUAAAACAGAGGGACGACAUAAUUUGCACCUGCAAAAACCUAUUAAUUUAGGACGCAGUGAGAGCCAGGGAUGUAGAAAACGACAGAAAUGUCCGUCUAAUCUCCGGCCUGUGUGUGGAACUGAUGGAUUGUCCUACAGGAAUGAAUGCGUGCUUAAAUCAGUCGCUUGUGUGAGAGGUGGACAGAACAAACUCAGAAUCAGACAUAAAGGUAUAUGUUGAAUCUAAAGCUGUUAGAUGAUUGUGGAACACGCUGAUUCAACUGACAAUCUCCUUAGUCCUUCCCCUGGGACAUUGUCCACCAGCGUUGAGAGGCAUCGAGAUUUUUCUUGAGAAAUAUCAGUGGAAGAGAGAGAGUGCAUAUAUGUGAUAUGGAUGCUUGUACAACUGGCGUAUAUAUAUAUUCUCUUCGUUCAUAAAGACUAAAAGAGACAUGCAAUUUCUAUCCAAUGAUUCAAAUUAUAGUUAUGCACAAUACCUUUAAAACGACAUCAAACAGGGAGAAAUUUAAGCACUGUGCAUAUAUAUUCAGUAUGGAAUUGGAAAGCAUCACAAGGUCACGAAUAUUCUGCUGCGCGGAUUCUGUUGACUUUUGCUUUUCCGAGUUGGGCCAUAUUGGUUCUUAUAUUGAUUUUACU